Messenger RNA from Penicillium riverlandense, 942 nucleotides. RefSeq lists its product as uncharacterized. The record is from RefSeq and is a predicted model, not a curated record. Lineage: Eukaryota; Fungi; Ascomycota; Eurotiomycetes; Eurotiales; Aspergillaceae. Bases 1 to 942 code for a protein of 313 amino acids. The transcript has 3 exons.
AUGAACGCCGAAACAGAGGCUAAGCGCCACGAUGAUAUCAAACGUCUACAUCAGGAGAUUGAAAGUUGGCCUAGCGAGUUCCUUUCACCCAGCGACCUUCAGCGGCUUGGAAUCCAUGCUCUACAGGUUGACACGAGUGAUGACGGCUCCCUUCAGCUAGACCCAUGCUUUUUUCAACCCCUACGACCUCAACUGCUGCGCGACUAUCCAAUCUGUUCUGACUCUGAAAGACUCGCGGAAUUAGAUCUCCCCUUAGACUGGGAAGGUACUUUGAGGCGGACGAGGGAGACUUUUCCGCAUGAGAAAGAACUUGAAAAACGCGCAGCACAGGUAUUCCAGAAUGUUCAGGAACUAUAUACUCCGGAGGAUUGGUGGCGGCGUGCUCGGGAAACCCACGAUCAUAUAUGCAGUCAACUAAAUGUCUGUCGAGAUGGUUUGCCUGGGGAUGGGUAUCCGUCUUUGAGGCAGUUCGAGACUUUGAACGGGCCGAAAUGGAGGAAUACAUAUCGACGAAGGGAUCAACGGACGUUUGAGGAUGGGCUAUGUGCUCAAGCGUGGCGCAUCCCCCGCGAAUACGAGGAUAAGGCAAAGAAGCACGCUAUGCCUCAUGCUCUCUUUACAAUCAUCGCUGACGUCCGGGCCAACAAUUAUCCUCAGAGCCUCACUCGCUGCGAGAUGAAAGCCAUCAUAAGAGUGAUGCGGGUACGAACAGCAGUCAACCCAUAUCAACGACAUCUAAUUCAGCCGGCGUUAGUUUUAUCGUACAUGGGCCGGAAGCAUGGGCGAAUCAUUCAAGCCCAUCAUGAUGGUGAACGAAUGACGAUUCAAUACUCGCCCCUUUGGAGCUUCGAGGAUGAGGAUACCGCACCUGUGGAGUUGUUUGUUCGCUACAAUCUGAGCAUCCCUAUUGGACUACAGAAGGAGACUCUGUGUAUUAGAUGA